AUGGGUUGCCUUACUUCCUCUUCAAAAGAAGAAGAUAUAAGCAUGGCUUUGCAAAGUUCUAAGAAACUUAAAAUUGUAAUAGUUGGACUAGAAGGAAGUGGAAAAACCUCAAUACUUCAAUAUUUGAAGAAUGGAAAAUUUAUAGAAGCUUAGCCUACAAUAGGUUUGAAUGUGGAAACAAUUUAAUUUAAGGCAAGACAUUAUUUAGUAUUUGAUGUUGGUGGGAAGGUUAGAACAUUAUGGUCUCAUUACUAUGAAAAUUUAGAUGGAUUGGUAUUUGUAAUUGAUACAACCGAUCCAGAAAGAAUAGAAAUUGUUAAAAAUGAAUUAAAAAAAUUGGGAAGCGAAAUAAAUCAUCUAAAAUAGAUAGUGUUGCUAAUAUAUUUGAAUAAAAUAGAUUUACCAAGAUCAGCACCUAUGGAAUUAUCUAAGGAUAUUCAAUAGCAGGAAUCAGAUGUAAUAAUGCAGAGAUGCAGUGCAAAAACAGGAGAAGGUAUUUGGGAAGGUAUCGAUAAAAUGAAUAAAUUAUUGGAUCAUAAAUUUUAAUAGUGA
Paramecium tetraurelia is the source of this 552-nucleotide messenger RNA. RefSeq lists its product as uncharacterized. The record is from RefSeq and is a predicted model, not a curated record. The transcript is spliced from 3 exons. Gene Ontology annotation, biological process: vesicle-mediated transport; intracellular protein transport. Gene Ontology annotation, cellular component: cytoplasm. NCBI's taxonomy places the organism in Eukaryota, Ciliophora, Oligohymenophorea, Peniculida, Parameciidae. Gene Ontology annotation, molecular function: GTP binding; GTPase activity.